GUGCCGACCGUCACGCAGGACGCCUUUUCCGAGGCAUGGCACGACACACCAUAUUCGUCCUGUGUCUUCGCUGGGGCACGAUGUCGAUCACAACGCCUUCGCCACAACAUCGCUGAGCUUGCCUCGGGGCCACCUUUGUUGUGCCAGCAUUUUCACGACCCCUCCGAGUGGGACCCACGCUGGGUCGAUGGCGAGCUGUGGUCCCCUAACCAGGAGGGAGCACAGGUCACGGCUCCGCUGGCCUUCUUCAUCGCAGUCUCGGCGUCUUGGUGGGCAGCCCGGCGCGGCCUGGCGGUGGUUCAGAUACAUAGGCUGCCCCCGGUGGAGAUCACCGGCAGGAGGGAGCAUUGGCUUCGAGUUGCCCCCGAGGCCCUACGCUCGGCGGCCAUGGCGCCCUUGGCAAUCUCUUUGGGUCUGCGACCCGGGCAGCUCCCAGCCGGGGACCAGUUACCAGUGAAGGCCUUGGCCGAGGAGCGAGUGGUUGCAAAAGGUUUGCUGCGGGAUGGUUGCGUUUACGUGGGUCAGGGCAACUACCAGCGCAGACUACCCACCUCAAAGUGGCGUAACCCCUGGGUGGCUGGUCUCACCUGUGAUCCAGGGCAAGCCUUGGCGCGCUACGCCGACUUCGUCGCCGCCGAGUUAUGGCACGAUCUUGAGGAGCUGGUGGGCCUGACCCUCCUCUCCGACACCCCCAUGGAGGUUCCGUGCGAGGCAGACGUGUUGGCGGGGCUCCUCUUCUUUCGCUUUGGCGGGGGCGAGCAUCUCCCUCACCCCAAAGCGGCUGGUCUUUGGUUACCGAGCACGGCGAAGAUCCGAGAAGCGUGGGCCGCAGGUCGAGUGAUCGGGCAGGCGGUACCUGUCCCCUUCCAGCAAGAGGCGGUUAUUCUACGGUUCCGGAAGCUGUUCCCCGCCGAAUGGUUCCGGGGAUUUCGCUUCCCCAUGGUCGAGGACCUUCUCAACCAGGCCCCCUUCGACACUUUUUGCAGAUACCUCGCGGCACGGGGCGACGAGUGGGAGGGACCCCUCGUUCCGGUUGCCGCCGAACGACAGCAACGCUUUCGACAGCGUACGGCCGAUGGGUUGCAGACUGGGGCCUCGACGCACCGGGCUGCCUUGCCCCCUCUUUUACCAUUCGGCCUUUCAGUGGAUGAGCACUUCGAACAGUCGCUUCACUUGGGCACCCGGCGCACGGCUUCGCGCCCGACAACCACAAGCGCUUCGGCGAGCCAUCCAGCAGCGGGACCUUGGCUUCACGGCGUUGCUCAUCAUCCUGGCCAGUGGGGAGACGUGACCUAUGCGCAUGGGCUGGUCAAGGGUCUUCCGGCGGUUGGGUUCGCACCGCCUUAUGGAGUUUUCCCUGUCCAGGAAGCCGUGCCGAUCAGCAUCGAGGAGGUCUUGGGGGAUUGGCAGAAGCACAAUGCCGAGACAAUCCGGCGGCUGAAGCCGGGCCGCCUGGAUCAGGUGCUGCUGGAACAAUCGUUGGCUGAUGCAGCCCAGGGCUUCUGCUCCGAGCCGUUGUCCCUAGCAGGCGUCCAGCGGCUCUUGAAAGGCCAGCCGUUCAGAGUGAUACCCCGUUGCGUUAUUACGCAAGGAUCAGGAAAGCACCGCAUCAUUGACAACGCGGCGGAUGGAGGUCAGUCGGCUACUUCAGCGGAUUCCAAUAAGCUUGUGCUUUGUUCUCCGCUCCGGCCGGCCCAGCACUUACGUGCCACCAUCAGCUACAUGUCCGAGGCAGAGCUCUCGGCGGCCAGAGCCGAGGACGCCUGGCAGACAGGAGGCGAAGAUUGGCCGAACGCAUACCGCCACUCGCCUAUGUCCUCGGAGGAAUCCCGAGCCUGUGUGGUUUGCUUCUGGCACGAUGAGUGGCAGCAGCCUGCGUUCCAGGUUUAUGCCGGCCUGCUGUUCGGCCUUCCCUUGGUGGUGACCUCUUUCAACCGUUCGGGGCAGUGGGCAUUCGGACAACUCAACGCGCUGUUGGGUACCCCGUUUGCCGACUCCAAGAGGCAACCCAUGUCGCAUCGUGGGGAUUUCCUGGGCCUCGCGCACGAUAUGUCCCGUGCUCUCUCUGACGGCGUGGUGCGCUUUUGGCCGCGAGACAGAAUCGUACAGAAGGUCUCUUCCAUGCUAGCCGACGCAGAAUCAAGUUUGUGCCUGCACCCGGGCCAAGCCGCCAAGCUCUACGGCAUUUUGAACUUUUUCGAGCAAGGGGUGUAUGGCAAAGUCGGGGCAGGGAGCCUCUGGGCCAUCAAAGAGCGGCAAUACGAGGCGACCACGCAGCUUACACCCGACCUCCUGGACAACUUCCGGUACAUCCGAGCCAUCAUUCGAGCCAAGCCUCAACGGCAGCUGCCGGUGGUGCCGCUGCCAUGCGACCGGUUCGUGUGUGCCUCGGACGCAGCCGAGGAGCCAGACACCGGAGGUACCGGUGGCUUCCUCGUAGUAUGGUUCAGCGGGACGCACCAGACUCGCCAGGGCUUUGUGGCCGAUGUCCACCCUUGGUGGUACUCGGUGUGGCAGACAGCCGAGGUGCACAUUGCACAACUAGAGGUCUCCAUGGUGGCGUAUGCGUUGCUAGGGCUGCCGGAUCGUUUUCGGAACCGCCGCGGCAUCUGGUUCCUUGACAACGUGGCCUCGUUGAUGGCCCUUGUGAAAGGACGGUCUUCUUCCAGAGACCUCGAGAAUUUUGCCCACAUGGUACAUAUGCUCUUGCUCGGUCUCAAUACGCAGAUGUGGUUCGAGUACAUUCCGUCUAAGUCGAAUUGGGCUGAUGCCAUCUCCAGACUAGGGCGGGACGAUCCCUGGCAUGUCAGCCAGUCCUUCUCAACUUCGGUGAUCCGUUUUCCGCGAGUUGUGAGGGGGCUUCCGCCAGCUGCUUUGCUCACACUGGCGAGCUUUCUCUAG
Messenger RNA from Symbiodinium necroappetens, 2901 nucleotides. NCBI's taxonomy places the organism in Eukaryota, Dinophyceae, Suessiales, Symbiodiniaceae. The record is from the annotation of a GenBank genome assembly.